UGCAUGAGAACAUGACUUCUAGAAACGGCAUUCUCAUCACACACAGCAAUGCGACCUACAUCCCAUCGCCUCUGAUACCAGGGUUUACAGGACAUGUCCCUACCACCAAGUUUUUGUGUGGGGACACAUUUGGGAAGGCAAGCAUCAAGUAUUUACAGGAUGUCCGCUAUGCAUCUAUGGCUUGCCAUGCAAGUGAUUACAGUAAAGGUGGCAUGUUUCCUUGCAUCUACUCGAAUGAUGGAUCUCUGAUCACUGUGCAUCACUCACAAAGCAGAUACCCAGCCUUCCGCCCGACCUACGGGGCACGUUACAACGUCGAUUUCAAACGGCAAGGGCAAAUAAAGCUUUUUAAUCAGCUGGCACAGAAACACAGGGAGUACUACAAAGAUAAGACUGGCGUACGACACCCUGUGAGUUUCUUCAUAAUGCCAACGAUGGACUGUGAGAAGUAUUUAUGAUCCCUCAUAAGUCCCCUGAAGCAGUUACAGCAUGAUUAUUUCAGUGUUGCUUGCUGAUACAGCACUUUUGGGGAACUAUGGUUUGGUGCUCUGGUAUCCCUGGAGAAAUGAUGUUGGAUUUGCACUGAAUAGCUUAGAUUUAGUGGUAAGAAUACAAUAGAAACUGGAGAGGUUUAAUUUUGUAGUAAUGUCUUUGUUCUUUGUAGAAAAAU
This is a messenger RNA of Tachysurus vachellii, 670 nucleotides long. It is a transcript of the gene cimip2c, whose product is annotated as ciliary microtubule inner protein 2C. NCBI's taxonomy places the organism in Eukaryota, Metazoa, Chordata, Actinopteri, Siluriformes, Bagridae. Bases 12 to 458 code for a protein of 148 amino acids. The record is from RefSeq and is a predicted model, not a curated record. The transcript has 4 exons.